AUGGUGAACACACUCCCUUUCGGCGAUACCCAUGUUGCAACACCCGGCUUCGGUGCUAUGGGUCUAAGCUCUGGCCUAGGAAGUAAUCUUAGCUUGGAGGAAGCUGAACCGGUUUUACUGAAGGCCAUAGAGCUUGGAUGUACCUUCUGGGAUACUGCAUCCGCAUAUCGAGCCGGUGUUAACGAGAAGCUUUUGGGAGACUUCAUUCGCAAACACAAUGCUCGCGAUAAAGUAUUCAUUGCCUCAAAAUGCGGCUUUGACGUAUUUGGUAGUGGUGGCGUCACCAAUUCUGCCUCUCACAUCAAGGAGUACAUUGCAGGCACCAUUGAUAGGCUCGGCUUUACUCCCGAUCUAUAUUACCUCCAUCGAAUAGAUCCUAGUACUCCUUUGGAAGAAUCCAUACCGACUCUCGAUGAGCUCCGAAAGACGGGUAAAACCAAGUACAUUGGUCUUUCGGAAUGCUCUGCCAACACCUUACGUAAAGCCAAUUCAAUUGCCAAGAUCGAUGCUGUACAGGCGGAGUACUCGGCUUUUGAGACAUUGCACGAAACCGAUGGCUUGAUUGACACAGCUAAAGAGUUAGGAGUAGCCUACGUCGCCUUUAGUCCCUUGGGUCACGGGUGGCUUGUCGAUGAAUUUCCCUAUAAAUCUCCCAACGAUUUUCCGGCUGAUGACUUCCGCCGUCGACUUCCAAAAUUCCAAGGUGAUAACUUCUACAAAAAUUUGGCUAUUGUGAAAGAGAUAAAAAAGCUCGCUACUCGAAAAGGCUGCAGUACUACUCAGAUCGCACUCGCCUGGGUUGCUGCUCAGGGGCUAAUUGCUAUUCCGGGUACUACCAAAGCAAAGCGACUAGAGGAGAAUUGGGCAUCAAGGUAUAUUGAUCUGACAGAAGAAGAGAAGCAGGAAAUGCGACAGAUUAUUGAUGCUGCCAAGCCUCAUGGGAACAGAUAUUCUCCCGAACAGCAGGCAACAGUCGGACAUUGA
Messenger RNA from Talaromyces amestolkiae, 984 nucleotides. RefSeq lists its product as uncharacterized. Gene Ontology annotation, cellular component: cytoplasm. NCBI's taxonomy places the organism in Eukaryota, Fungi, Ascomycota, Eurotiomycetes, Eurotiales, Trichocomaceae. The record is from RefSeq and is a predicted model, not a curated record. The transcript is spliced from 6 exons. The coding region runs from base 1 to 984 and encodes 327 amino acids.